CUGAGUUUAUUUUUUGCGGACACGUCAACUACACUUGGGACAAUGUCUUCCAAGAUCAUGUACCACAUCCGAUAUCCGACGUCUACUAAAACAAGAACGGUCCCAAGCAACUUCACUUUCAGUGGUUUCUGUACGCGCAGUACCCGGCGAUUAUUCAAUGCUGCAGGAUAUCAAAUUUCACAUCUUAAGUGCAGUCACGACAUUUGUACUUGUGUUAAUAUUGAUCUCAACGGCGGUGGACUACUGUUUGUCCAAGGAUAAAGAUGUUGAAGUAACGAAGCAAUAUGGAACAACUGCAGAUCCUGACCUUUCCAAAAAGAGUGUGAAAGUUGGAAUAUUUGAACUGCCCAAGAACGUGCUGCUCUGUUUUUCUGCAAUUACAAACGGAAGAAGAAUUUUAAACGUGGAUCAUUUGAAUAAGGAGUCAAUUGCUUGCUUGCACGGACUUCGUUUUUUCUCAAUUUCCUGGAUCAUUCUCGUGCACAGUUACCUGGAGGUUUUCGCCGUUGCCGAUAAUAAAACGUUGAGGACCGUUACCGAACGUUCCUACCUUUAUCAGACGAUUUCCAAUGGAACGUUUUCGGUAGACACGUUUUUCUUUAUAAGCGGCCUUCUCCUUACCACAACAUAUCUAAAGCGUGAACUAAAAACGCCAACGGAAAGUGGGGAAGCGCAAAGGGACGGCAUUGGAUUAAGCGUGGCAAAAAAUAUCCUGCUAAUACUUUAUCGAUACAUUCGAUUAACACCAGCCUACCUCUUUGUGCUGGGACUUAACGAAUUGGCAAUUCGUUAUUACCACAACUUUUCAGUGUUUAGUCCAGCAAUAAUCGACCACAUCAGUUGCCCCGAGCACUGGUGGCGCAACGCUCUGUACAUAAACAACUUUUAUCCUCUGACGGAGUUCUGCAUGUUAUGGUCUUGGUAUAUGUCCAACGAUAUGCAGUUCUUUGUAAUUGCGAUUGUACUCUUGGCAAUUGCCGCAAGGAAUGAGAAAUGUUUCCGAUGGAUUGUUGGGACGGUCGUUGUGUUUCUAUUCACGUCGUGGGUUGUCACAUUCAUAAUUGCGAUGCAGUAUAAGUAUGUGGCCAGGAUUGAGGAACCGUUCGCUUUAUUCGACCAACUGUACGAUAAACCAUGGUUAAGGAUCGGUCCUUACUUGAUCGGAAUGGCCACUGGUUAUCUACUCUUGAGGAUGAAGUACAAAAUGGUGAUGCCGAAAGUAGUCGUAUUUGGGGCGUGGGUACUUUCAUUAGGUUGCCUGUUGGUGUUAGUGUAUGGAUUAGGAAGAGACGGACUUGUGAUACCAGUUUCGGCGUUCUAUGCUUCUUUGGGACAUACAGCAUGGGGAUUGGCAAUUGCAUGGAUAACAAUUGCGUGCAGUACAGGAUACGGAGGACCAAUAGAUUCGGUACUCAGUUUUAGAGGAAUUUAUCCGCUAAGUAGGCUGACGUACUGCGCCUAUUUAAUACAUCCCGUAAUUAUGUGCAUAACAAGUUUUGAAAUGGAUGGCCCGUUCCAUUUGCAUCAGAUAAUUAUGUUAAUUGUGCACUUUGGAAACACUGUUGCUUCAUUUGUGGCGGCAUUUUUAAUUUCAUUGGGAUUUGAAGCACCUUUUGUAGGACUAAUAAAAAUUAUGACAGGUGGAAAGAGAUGAAAGUGCACUGUUUCUACCGGUAAAAUUGAAUAUUUUUCCAUAUUAACGAUUAUAGGGUGCACUUGACACCAUAUACACCGGAUAUAAUGUUAAUGUUGAUUGUUGAGCAUAAUUUAAGUUUUUUAAGCUCUAAUUAAUCUGCCACAUUGGCAUAGUCAAAGUUACCUGUAUGUAGUUUAAUCAUAGCGUUAAAGACAAGACUUAAUUGUUAUUGUGUUUGUGAUACGUUUUAGUUAUUACGUAAUAGAGGACACCAUACUUUUACGCUACAGAUCUCGUUUACCUACACUUUCAAAAAUUUCGCCGUUAUCAGUUUAGGAUCAAUCUUUGCUCUCGUCUUUUUCGUGAAUACAGUCGCCGGACGUUUGGACCUCACUCGGUAAACAAUGAUCAAAGAAAUGCGAAAGAUGGGAUACUAUGUUAUAUUAAUUUGACGAUACGCACGAGCUACUUACUGUAACAAUUGUAGGGACGUCGUACGUACUCAGCAAUAAAUAAAAUAUUUGUAACGAAUUAUAUUAAUAAAUAAAAC
Messenger RNA from Photinus pyralis (common eastern firefly), 2186 nucleotides. RefSeq names its product nose resistant to fluoxetine protein 6-like. The transcript is spliced from 8 exons. The coding region runs from base 158 to 1654 and encodes 498 amino acids. The record is from RefSeq and is a predicted model, not a curated record. Gene Ontology annotation, molecular function: acyltransferase activity, transferring groups other than amino-acyl groups. NCBI's taxonomy places the organism in Eukaryota, Metazoa, Arthropoda, Insecta, Coleoptera, Lampyridae.